Messenger RNA from Tupaia belangeri chinensis (Chinese tree shrew), 587 nucleotides. RefSeq names its product epididymal secretory glutathione peroxidase. The transcript is spliced from 5 exons. Lineage: Eukaryota; Metazoa; Chordata; Mammalia; Scandentia; Tupaiidae. Gene Ontology annotation, biological process: response to oxidative stress. The coding region runs from base 72 to 572 and encodes 166 amino acids. The record is from RefSeq and is a predicted model, not a curated record. Gene Ontology annotation, molecular function: glutathione peroxidase activity.
CUAGACUGCCCCACUGUUAAGAGACCCUGGAGGCACACUGACCACAACCUUGGGGACCUCAGGCUCCAGGUAUGGCUGCACCCCUGGGAGCGGCCUCUCUUCUCCCCCUUCUCCUAGCCAGCCUCCUGCAGGUGGACUCCAUGCAGGAGAGGAUGAAGGCGGAGUGCUACAGAGAUGCGGGAGGGACCAUCUACGACUACGAGGCCGUCUCUCUGGAUGGGAAGGAGCGCGUUCAGCUCAAGCAGUUUGCGGGCAAGCACGUCCUCAUUGUCAACGUGGCCACCUACUGUGGUCUGACGGCUCAGUACCCGGAGCUGAACGCGCUGCAGGAGGAGCUGAAGGCCCUGAGCCUGGUGGUGCUGGGCUUUCCCUGCAACCAAUUUGGAAAGCAAGAACCCGGCGAGAACUCUGAGAUCCUUCCUGGGCUCAGGUACGUCCGCCCAGGGGGAGGCUUUGUCCCCAAUUUCCAGCUGUUUGAGAAAGGGGAUGUGAACGGAGAGAGGGAGCAGCAGGUCUUCACUUUCCUGAAGAGACAGCACUGGGAGGAGGGCCAGCAGGUGUGUAGUGGCUGAGAUGCUGAGCUCCCC